AUGCCAGACCACCCAAAAAGCGCUCUAUUGUCUUUAGUCGGCGUAGCCGGAGUAGCCGUCGCUAGCCAACUGGUCAAAGGAGUCCUGUCUCAAAGUCAACAAGGCACUUUGAUUGGUGGAGGUAGGUGGUUUUAAAUGGCAAGAACUUUCUUUACAAAACAAAAAAAUGGCAAUAACUUUGUUAAAAAAUCAAAAAUGGCAAGAACUUUCUUUACAGAACAAAAAAUCGCAAGAACUUCCUUUACAAAACAAAAAAUGGCAAUAACUUUCUUUACAAUAUCAAAAAUGGCAAGAACUUUCUUUACAGAACAAAAAAUCGCAAGAACUUUCUUUACAGAACAAAAAAUGGCAAGAACUUUCUUUACAAAACAAAAAAUGGCAAGAACUUUCUUUACAAAACAAAAAAUGGCAAGAACUUUCUUUACAGAACAAAAAAUGGCAAGAAAUUUUUUUACAGCAUAAAAUGAACUAAAAAUGCAUUGUUUCAGCAAUUGGAGCCCUUUUCUACCUAUUUUCUCUAACAUUCAUAUCAAACACCAAGCUGACUCUCCAAGGCAGUAAUGCCUCGUCAGGACUGGCCGACCUCGCCCUAGGCAUCGUUCUCGGAGCCGGCUUGGCCUCAACGAUUCAUCGUGUCUCAGUCACUGUCUCCAUCUUGUUCUCCAUCGUUAUCACCGUAUUCUUGACCGGACUGAGCCAAAACUACUAUCACACGGUGCAGGCUGCGCCUGUUGUUAAGAAGAAGAAGUAG
Bursaphelenchus okinawaensis is the source of this 751-nucleotide messenger RNA. The record is from the annotation of a GenBank genome assembly. Lineage: Eukaryota; Metazoa; Nematoda; Chromadorea; Rhabditida; Aphelenchoididae.